GACUCCAGACUCAGUAAGUGUGUGUCGGUGUGUGGAUGUUAGUGUACGGUGGAAAAUUCAGCCGCUGGAGGACUUUUCUCUCCGAGUAAAACUACUUAUUUCUGCGAAUAAAGCCAAUGACGAGGACAAGACGAGGAGGACACAGGCGAAAAUGCGAGAAGAAAUCCAGGAAGAGAGUGUGUGCUUAUUAAAAAUUCAGCGCGGGAGAACAGACAUUAUCGCCCCUUCAGAUGACUUGUGGCAGCACCGAGGAUAAACUCCGACACUAACGGGCUUCAAACAUCAGUGAAUGGGGUGAGACGAAGCGGAGUUUUGUCUGAAGAGCGACUCCAAAGCAUUUCCAAGCGGCCAAAAACCAAAGGGAAGGGGAGGAGAGGGGGGCAAAGAAAACGCCCUGCUGCCUGUUGCUGGUAUCUCCACAUUCAAACUUUAUCGCCGAGUUGGAAAAAUGCAUCUUUCACUUAACGGGAGGUGAUGAUUCAAGUGUGACGUUAUCUUUAUUAGCCGGACGCCAAACAGCUAGCUAACUGAGGGCCCGCUUCACUGGGCAAGUUUUGGGUGUCUCUGCUUUGGGGAUAUUUUCUCUUCAUUGUGCACACUAUUCCUGUUGGAAGCGAUUUGGGUGGGCUGAGAGCCCAAGGCUGCUCCGCUAGGCCCACGGCCAUUAGCUAGGAACAAAGAGGUUUCACAUGUAAACUCAAACAGUUUUGGGGAAAAGCUCCUCAUAUUUUUUUUGCUCAACUUUUAACCCACCGACGCUGCAGCCAUGUCUAACGGCGCGGAGAGGAGGAUGGAAAGCCGGCUGAAGAAGCUGGAGGACAUGAUCAGAGAGCCCAGAUCCCCCAUAAACCUGGAAAGUUUGCUGGACUCCAUCAACGCCUUGGUCUUAGACUUAGACUACCCUGCACUACGCAAGAACAAAAACAUCGAAACCUUCUUAAACAGAUAUGAGAAAGUCAUAGGACAGACUCGAGACCUCCAGAUGAAGUCUGAAGACUUUGACAGAGUUAAAGUCAUUGGUCGAGGGGCAUUCGGUGAAGUCCAGCUAGUCCGACAUAAAGCCUCUCAGAAGGUCUACGCCAUGAAACUAUUGAGCAAGUUUGAGAUGCUCAAGCGCUCUGACUCAGCUUUCUUCUGGGAAGAGAGGGACAUCAUGGCCUUUGCCAACAGUCCCUGGGUUGUGCAGUUGUGCUGUGCCUUCCAAGAUGAGCACUACCUCUACAUGGUGAUGGAGUACAUGCCGGGAGGUGACCUGGUCAACCUCACCAGCACCUAUGACGUGCCGGAGAAAUGGGCCAAGUUCUACACAGCAGAGGUGGUGAUGGCCCUGGAUGCCAUCCACUCCAUGGGCUUCAUCCAUCGGGACGUCAAGCCGGACAACAUGCUGCUGGACAGACACGGACACCUCAAACUCGCCGACUUUGGCACAUGCAUGAAGAUGGAUUCUACUGGCAUGGUGCACUGUGAUACAGCUGUCGGGACUCCAGACUACAUCUCUCCGGAGGUGCUGAAAUCCCAGGGAGGAGAUGGGUAUUAUGGGAGAGAGUGUGACUGGUGGUCUGUAGGGGUCUUCAUCUUCGAGAUGCUUGUCGGUGACACGCCAUUCUACGCCGACUCUCUGGUGGGAACCUACAGUAAGAUCAUGGACCACAAAAACUCCCUCAACUUCCCUGAUGAUGUGGAGAUCUCCAAAGAUGCCAGGAAUAUCAUCUGUGCCUUCCUGACUGACAGGGAGGUGCGAUUGGGCAGAAAUGGCGUGGAGGAAAUCAAGCGGCACCCUUUCUUCAAGAACGACCAGUGGACCUUCGACACCAUCAGAGACUCGGUCGCCCCUGUGGUCCCAGAGCUGAGCAGUGACAUAGACACCAGUAACUUUGAUGAGAUUGAAGACGACAAAGGCGAUGUAGAAACUUUCCCCACACCUAAAGCCUUUGUUGGAAACCAGUUACCCUUUGUUGGUUUCACUUACUUCAAAGAAGACCAGUUACUAAACGCUUCCAACAAUAUCUCGGUGGCUCACGAUAAUUCGAAAGGAGAGUCAGCAGCACUGCAGAAGAAAUUGCGCCACCUGGAGGUGCAGCUGAAUAAUGAGAAGCAAGUCAGAAGUGAUUUGGAGCAAAAACACAGAGCUGCCACCAGCCGUCUAGACAAAAUCUCCAAAGAACUUGAGGAAGAGGUGAGCAGCAGAAAGAAUCUGGAGUCGAGUCUGAGGCAGCUAGAGAGGGAGAAAGCGCUGCUGCAGCACAAGAGCCUGGAGAGCCACCGCAAGGCCGAGAGCGAGGCUGACAGGAAGCGCUGCCUGGAGAACGAAGUCAACAGUCUUCGAGACCAGCUGGAUGACAUGAAGAGGAGAAACCAGAAUUCCCACAUUUCAAAUGAGAAGAACAUUCACCUGCAGAAACAGCUGGAGGAAGCCAACACAUUGCUGCGGGCAGAGUCUGAGGCGGCGACGAGGCUCCGCAAAGCCCAGACGGACAACAGCAAGCAGCUGCAGCAGCUGGAGGCCAACGCGCGCGAGUUGCAGGACAAAUGCUGCCUGCUGGAGCGCAGCAAGCUGAGCCUGGAGAAGGAAUGCAUCAGCCUGCAGGCCGCACUGGAGACAGAGAGGAGGGAGCACAGCCAGGGCUCAGAGACCAUCAGCGACCUGAUGGGACGCAUCUCUGGCCUGGAGGAGGAGGCACGUCAGCACAGACAGGCUCUGUCCAAAACUGAGACAGAGAAGAGACAGCUUCAGGAAAAACACACAGAUCUGGAGAAGGAGAAGAGCAACAGGGAGAUUGAUUUGACCUACAAGCUGAAGGUGCUGCAGCAGGAGCUGGAGCAGGAGGAGGCCUCUCACAAGGCCACCAAGGCAAUGCUGGCAGACAAGAGCAAGAUCAAAGAAACUAUCGAGGGUGCCAAGUCAGAGUCCAUGAAGGAGAUAGAGCAGAAGCUGGCGGAGGAACGAGCAGCCAAACUUCGUCUGGAGAACCGAAUUCUAGAUCUGGAGAAGCACAGCAGCAUGAUGGACUGUGACUAUAAACAGGCUCUGCAGAAACUAGAUGAGCUACGCAGACACAAGGACCUACUAACUGAGGAGGUGAAAAACUUGACGCUGAAGAUUGAGCAGGAGACCCAGAAGCGUAACCUGACUCAGAACGACCUCAAGGCCCAGAACCAGCAGCUCAACUCUCUGCGAACUUCCGAAAAGCAACUCAAACAGGAGAUGAAUCACCUGCUCGACAUCAAACGCAGCCUGGAGAAACAGAACCAAGAGUUGCGCAAAGAAAGACAGGACACAGACGGGCAAAUGAAGGAAUUACAGGACCAGUUGGAAGCUGAACAGUAUUUCUCUACACUGUACAAGACCCAGGUUCGUGAACUGAAAGAGGAGUGUGAGGAGAGGAACAAACUCUACAAAGAUGUGCAGCAGUCUCUGCAGGAGCUUCAGGAGGAGAGGGAUUCAUUGGCAGCUCAGCUUGAGAUUACACUGACAAAGGCUGACUCAGAGCAGCUGGCGCGCUCCAUCGCUGAGGAGCAGUACUCAGACCUGGAGAAGGAGAAGAUAAUGAAGGAGCUGGAGCUGAAGGAGAUGAUGGCCCGCCAUCGUCAGGAGCUAUCGGAGAAGGACAUCACCAUCAGUUCGCUGGAGGAAGCCAACAGGACCCUGACCAGUGAUGUUGCCAACCUAGCCAAUGAGAAGGAGGAGCUGAACAACAAAUUGAAGGAGGCAAUAGAAGAAUCAGAAAAGUCAAAGGACUGGGAGCAGCAGAUCAGCCAGAUGAAGCAGGCGUUUGAGAAGCAGCUGCAGUCAGAGAGGACGCUGAAGACUCAGGCCGUCAAUAAGCUGGCAGAGAUCAUGAACAGGAAGGAGGUUCGUGGUGGAGGCAGUCGCCGUGGUAACGACACAGACAUGCGGCGAAAGGAGAAGGAGAACAGGAAGCUGCAGUUGGAGCUGAGGUCGGAGAAGGAAAAAUUCAACAGCAGCAUCAUCAAAUACCAGAGAGAGAUCAACGAAAUGCAGGCGCAACUGUCAGAUGAGAGCCAGAUGCGUAUUGAGCUGCAGAUGGCCUUGGACAGUAAGGACAGUGACAUCGAGCAGCUGAGGAACCUCCUGCAGACACUCAGUGUUCAAUCGAUGGACUCCGCCAGUGUCAGCAGUGGGCCAGAGUUUGACACUGAUGAUGCGUUCACAGAAACGAGGCUGGAGGGCUGGCUCUCGCUCCCUGUCAGAAACAACACCAAGAAGUUUGGAUGGGAGAGAAAGUAUGUUGUGGUGAGCAGCAAGAAGAUUCUCUUCUACAACAACGAGCAAGACAAAGAGCAGUCCAUUCCCUACAUGGUGCUUGAUAUUGACAAACUCUUCCAUGUGAGGCCUGUCACGCAAACGGAUGUGUACCGUGCUGACGCCAAAGAGAUUCCUAGGAUAUUCCAGAUUCUUUAUGCCAAUGAAGGCGAGAGCAAAAAGGAGCCAGAGUUUCCCGUGGAUCCCCUGCCUAUCGGAGAGAAGUCAAGCUACAUCUGCCACAAGGGCCACGAGUUCAUCCCCACACUGUACCAUUUCCCCACCAACUGUGAGGCAUGCACCAAGCCGCUGUGGAACAUGUUCAAGCCGCCGCCUGCUCUGGAGUGCCGGCGCUGCCACAUCAAGUGCCACAAGGACCACAUGGACAAGAAGGAGGAGAUCAUCGCUCCAUGCAAAGUGAACUACGACGUGUCUUCAGCCAAGAACCUGCUGCUGCUGGCCGUGUCCCAGGAGGAGCAGCAGAAGUGGGUGAGCCGACUGGUCAAGAAGAUUCCUAAGAAGCCUCCACCACCAGAGCACUUUGCGCGCUCCUCUCCACGUGCCUCCAUGAAGGUCCAGCCCAGUCAGUCCAUGAGGAGGCCCAGUCGACAGCUCCCCACCAGCAAGAGCAGAUUGGAGGACUUUGGUCUUCAGGACUGGCACUGGGCAUUGGAUGAUAUCGAUGAUGAUUGUUCUUCUAUUCAUUUCUGAUGAGCAUAUAUGGUAACACUGUGUGCAGUGUGUGCUGUGCAGUGUGUUGAUUUCAGUUGCAGUGGAACGCUGUUUCCACGGGGCAUCGAUUUACAAUCACUGCCUUUUCUCUGCUACCUUGAAAAACGUGAGAUCCAUACUGUUACUUAGGGUGGUAGCCGUGCACAAAGUCUACACAAAACUAAACUUUAAAGCUGCUGAGGAUAAUGGUGCUUUUCCCUAGUCACAUAAUCCUGCUAAUGUCCUUAAGCAUGUCCCAUCCAUUGUUGCCUUAUGUCCUCUGACCUCAACCCUUGCAGGUCAAAUGGCUUCAGAAUGAAGGAAUCCAAUAGUGGACUCACACAGUGGUACAAAUGACGACUUCUCCCACCUUGUUCCUCCUUUGCCCAGAUGUUUCUCUAUAAACGACUCAAUCUUUGAAUGUGUGUAUAAGUGUUUUACAACCAAAAGGUGUCUUUUGGUGUCCACAGUCCUGGUUGUCAGUUUGUGAUGGUGGUGGGCUGUGUCCACAUAUGUUGGUCCUAGUGCACAUGCUUGUUUGGGUUCCUCGGUUGCUCACUUGAUAGCUUGGAUCACCUCUCCACUGGGUGUUUUUAAUUAACGCAGAUACAUUGUCGUCUGGGUUGAAACAGAAAUUUUUUCAGGGAUAUGUUUGCAGUAAUUUAAUGUCUCCAUAAUGUUAAUUAUGCCUGUGAGUGUAUGUAUCUCAGCCACAAUUCCUGAAAAAACAAAUUUAAGAAAUCUUUAUCAUGUAAUAUUUUUUAUAUGUAGGAUUUAUUUGGUAUCCAUGAAAAAUUCUAUUGACAGGUGAUUACAUACAGUAGGAUCUUGAGUCAUUGUGAAAUAAGUGAGUUGUGCACAUAGACUGUAUAAAAAUAAUGGACAUAACCACCGUGAAUUCACCCAUUUUGGUUUGUGGAUCACUGCUUUGACACUUUGAGUUCGGCAUUUUGGCCGUCACCAUCUUGGUUUUUUGGAGCCCGCAGUGACUGUAUUUGGAUGGGAGGGAGAGGCUGCCAUUGAUGCACAUUGCUACAUCUCUGUCCUGAUUGACAGAUUACUGUGGUAGCCAUCACAAGGUAGCUACCCCUUAAACGAUAACCCUGCUUCAUUUAUAGACUAUUUUAUUCUAAUUGGGACCAUAAUUUACAAAGUGAACACCAUGCUGUAUUGAAGGAGACUAGAAACUAUAGAUUGAAACCAUAAAAUCAUUAGGAAAAUGUUCACUGAGGUAUUAAGUCAAGAGAGAAGUAGGGUCAUUUUCUCAUUGACUUGUUUGUAAUUGGACCUCUUUUUACAACCAGUGGAGUUGCCCCCUGCUGGCCAUUAGACAGAAAGCAGGUAUAUGGCUUCGUGUCUGCUUUUUUUAUACAGUCUGUGCUUGUGCAGGAUUCAUUAGUAUGACUCAUAUCCUAUGAGGACAAGGUGUUUGUACUCCUCUGACCACAUCAUAGGUAUUU
Molecule: messenger RNA, 6435 nt
Organism: Epinephelus fuscoguttatus (brown-marbled grouper)
Lineage: Eukaryota; Metazoa; Chordata; Actinopteri; Perciformes; Serranidae
Gene: rock2a
Product: rho-associated, coiled-coil containing protein kinase 2a
Exons: 32
Coding region: 767-4975 (1402 amino acids)
Biological process (GO): actomyosin structure organization; mitotic cytokinesis; peptidyl-threonine phosphorylation
Cellular component (GO): centrosome; cytoskeleton; cytoplasm
Molecular function (GO): Rho-dependent protein serine/threonine kinase activity; ATP binding; small GTPase binding
Source: RefSeq, a predicted model, not a curated record